Molecule: messenger RNA, 3032 nt
Organism: Lampris incognitus (smalleye Pacific opah)
Lineage: Eukaryota; Metazoa; Chordata; Actinopteri; Lampriformes; Lampridae
Product: WAS/WASL-interacting protein family member 3-like
Molecular function (GO): actin binding
Source: RefSeq, a predicted model, not a curated record
ACACGCACGCACACGCACAGUUAAGGGCCGUCAUGUCAGAGCAAUUAUGCACCAUGUCGGUGGCUGCUGCUACUGCUGCUGUUGUUUCUUUAGGCAGAGAGGAAGUGUAAAGCAAACUUCCCUACAACUUUCUUGAGAUUCGGCGCGGCUUCGGAUCCCCGCUGUAGCAGAGGUGUAUUGCUGAAGACGUCCCCCGCAGGUGGAGUUAUCUACGAAGCGAAUGUCAACUUUUGCUCUCUUAUUCCCAUGGCCCUGCAGCGGGACAAGUGGGACGAGCUAUAACGGUGUCCUCGUUGUGCUAAAAAUAACCCGGUGACUUAACUGAACUCUCUUUCACGGCACACAGGUGGAAUUCAGCUCGUAUCUAAAAGGUGUCCGAGGCCAAGGCAUGCCGGUGCCGCCCCCUCCCCCACCCCCUGCACCCCCACCACCGCCCCCACCCAGCGCUGCCCCGCCGCAGUCUCGGUUGGACCCUCCUAAGCUACAGUCCAGUGGUGGAGGAGGUGACAGGAAUGCCCUGUUGGUGGACAUCCAGAAAGGGACCAGGCUCAGAAAGGUCACGCAGGUCAACGACCGCAGUGCCCCCCGUCAGCCCAAGACUGGCGCUGAUGUGUCCAACAGCGCUGGUUCAUGUCAGGGUCCGUCAGGAGGGAUGCCACCUGUAGGACCCUCUCUGGGUGGGCUCUUUGCCAGUGGUUUCCCAAUGCUCAGGCCCACCGGACAGAGAGAUGCAGCAUCCAAGACUCCAGUCUUUCGCUCCAGCUCAUCGGCAGCUCUGAAGCCUCUGUGGAACCCGUACAGUUCAGCGGAGCCUGGUGGUUCUUCCGAGCUUCACAGGACACUGGAGAGAGGAGGCGCUGCCGACCGCCCUGUGGCGGCCUCCUGCUCUGCCCCUCCCUCCCCCUCUCAUGGCGGCCGGCAUCCUCCUCCUCCCCCUGCUUCCUCCCUCCCCCCGCCUCCCCCGACUUCUCCCUCUGCUCCCCCUCCCCCUCCCCCCUCAGCCUUCCAGGACCGGCCACCCAACAGGCCUCCUCCUCUCCCCUCAUGUCCUCCUCCCCCACCUCCCCCCCCCUACUCGCAGGUCACCAAGCCUACUUGGCUCCCCAUCCAGCAGUCCCACCAGGUUACCGUGCCGCGGCCCUCGACCCCUCCUCCGCCCCCACCCUCCAUGCCCCCCUCCUUUGUCUCGGACUGCUCCCCGGGGUACCUCUACUCCCCGCCCCCCUCAGCAGUCCUCCCCGAGCCCUCCAGGUUCCCCGUGCUGCGGGACAGCCCACUGGGACCCCCCCCCCCACCUCCCCUCCCCGCCUCCUUCAUCCCCAGCUGCCCAUCCAUGCUGCCACCUCCCCCGCCCAAAGUGCCACCUGUGCCCGCCCCGGCCAUGCGCCCGGGGGUGCCUCCCCUUCCACCCUCCUACCCUUGCACCGCCCCUACCCGACGUCCGCCUGCCGUGCCCAGAAGUGCAGGUCGAUUGGCUCCGCCCCCUGCUCCCCCAGCCCGCUCCCCCUCCACUGAACUGUCCCUGUCCAGCCGCAUUCCUCCACCACCACCACCCCUGCCACCCUCCAGUCUCAGGAAUGGACACCUGCACAGUCUGGAUGACUUUGAGUCAAAGUUUCAGUUCCACCCCGUAGAAGAUUUACCCCCACCCGAUGAAUUCAAGCCCUUCCCACGGACCUACCCCAGCAAAGAAAACAGAGUGAACACCAAUCCACCUGGGAUCAGGACACACCUCCGCUGACGUCCCAGCCUCACGCUGCUCCACCCCACCCCACUGCUGCACAGAGUGAGCCGCUCGUCCAAAACCUCCUCCUACCUUGGCUGCAGACAGAAAGAUGGGACUCUAAAAGAGCAUGAGAUCAAGGAGAAGUCUUUGGGUUUCGUAUUGGAUGUUCCGUCCAUUCUGAGAUCCUCGCAUAUCGAGUCUCUCUCUCUCUCUCUCUCUCGAGUGUUUUCAUGUGAGUGCUGAGCUGCAUCCCACCACGACUAUGUGACCUCUAACCCUUGUGAAUGUGGAAUGUUUUGAAUAUGUGAGAGGAGGGCCCUCCGUACAGUGCUCUCUUUCAAUCACACACGCGCGCACACAAAUGCAAUAUCUCUUUACACACGUCUUAUGGGUUGAUAUUAAGAGAGACAUCUGUCACACUACACUGCAUAUUCUUUGCACGGCACUCGGAAUCUGGUGUCAGAUCCACUCAUGAAGUUGCCGCGUACCUCUACUAAAUCUCUAUUGCAGAGGCACAAAUACAACUGUGGCCUCUCAGCCUGCAGGAUAUCUAGCCGCUAUGCUCAUCAAGUAAUUAAAAAAAAAAGCUUGACAAUUUGCUAAAAGACAUAUUCGCGAGAGGCGAUGUUCUCCUCAAACCCUGCAGACCUUUUGGGAAGGUAAUCCUUUUCAAAAGUUGUAGAUGAUUUCGAUUUGCGAGGGCAAGUCACUGACCGUGUACCCGGCCGGUCACAGGGGGCCAUAAAUUGUGGCCAUAAAUUGUGGCUCACCCUCAACAAGCAACCUGUCUAUUCAAUCUGACACACGUCUAAACCAAAAUGCAAGCGGAGUCUGAUGCCUGCUGACCUUUAAACUGCUAACAUGCUUUUAUUGUCAAUGUGUUAACCUGAUAUGUUUUUGUAAGUGAUUUAGAAGUGUAAUGGACAACAUAACUUGUAUUUUAAGAAAAAUGAAAAUCCAAUGAUAUUUUUAUCUUGUGAAGCAUUAUUGUGACUGUGUAUUGGUGGUGUGUAAGGCGUUGUUUAAUUUCCCCUCUGCCCAUAACGAAGUAGUAACACUUCCGGAAACAGUGCCACCUGCUGGUUUGAUGUGAGAAGUAUUGCAACGUUCUGCCACCAAAUAAACCUCCAUAGGUUAUGUUUGUUAAACGGUUCACGUGGUUGCUUUAUUGAUGGAAAAAUUCUACAAAAUUUCUAAUAAAUACAUGGUUUGAAAAGGUAAACACCCACACUGAAGAUGUACAUAGUCUCAGAUUUGUUCUGAUGCUUUUACCUUGCGAAAUUUGGCCGGCCACAUACACACACAC